GGAGUUAACCAAGCGAAUGGUUAAAUGUGUAAUUUUUUUCGCGCCACUUCUUUCUUUAUUCUUUUGGAUAUGAAUUGGAUACAUACAUCAGUUCAUUUUUUGAUGAUAGGAGCUGAAGCUUGGUCAUGUGAUAUCGUAAUGAUUGCCUAAAGUGUUAUCCCGUUUGUUUUGAAUUUUGCCGAGUUCGUAGCAAAUCAAUCAAUCAAGGAAGUGGAAUACUCAUUAGUAAUUUGGUCAAAAGAUUGAACGGUCACAGUUUAAUUACUCGUCCUUAUGAAACAGAUAACGGUUGUAUGAUAUUAAUCAAUAUUUUUUUUUUAUUUUGGCUUCAAUUUGAAACAGAAGCACACGUAAGUUGGAUAUAGUGCAUCAGCGAGUCUUCAAGAACUUUAACUGUUUCGUCUUCUUUGAAUUAUUUAUCCUCAAUACUAUCAUAUUGUGAUUUGGAAUAUGAACCUAAAAGUUCAAGUUCGCUAAGGAAAAAAUUUCUACUAUUAUUGUCUGUUUACAUUUGCUUAUGCACGUCGGUAAGAAAAAGUAAAUAAUCAUUAGUUGUUGACGUGAUUAUUCUUGAAGCUAUGUUUUGCAUGAUCGUUACAUGAAUUACAUUUCUAUCUUCAGUUAGAAAGCAAAGAGAAUGAACAAAUGUAAAGAAGUACUUCAUCAUUUAUUAGCAAGGUGAACUUUAAAAAAAAUUAGUUUUUAUUUAUAUAAAUAAAAAUAUUUCGAAACAGCUGCUGAAAUAUAAUUAUCGCUUUUUUGCAACAAGUAUGGUUAUUUAUUCUCUAAAGUGCCUAUAAAUUGGAACGUUUUUGUAAUCUAAAAACUAUGCAAAGGAUAUUGCUUUUAUUAUUAUGGAAUGCUUUUCUGCUGUUAGUGGUGGUCAAAGAAUUGGAAGGCCAGAGUUGUGGACCACGGGUCAGCGCCCGACUUCUGGCAGAAAUUCCCUGUGACAUGAGUAAAUCUAGUUACUGCAGUGCACCAGGCAGUGCCUAUCCAUGGAGCUCUGUUAAACGUUAUAUUAAUGACAAUCAAGGUCUUGUUCGACGAAUGUACGGUGAUGAAAAACACAGCUCUGUAUUGUUAAAUGAAAUAGAUGGUUUCAGACUCAGAUUUGAAAUGCUUCGAAAUGCCUACGAAGGCUUUCACAGCAGAACUGUAUACGGCAGAUCCGUUAAGUCCGGACCACGAUCGGGAAAGUCCAAUCGACGCCAGCCGAGACCACAGAUUUUCGAAGAUGAACCAGAAAUCAUUGAAUUGAAUGGACCAGACCCCUCAGAGCCAGCAACCAUUUUUAGAGUGGUGACCGAGACAUCGAUUAAAGUCGGAGAAGCCGUGACUCAAUCGAUGACAUCUCAAGGUUCAACAGUAUCCUACGAACCUGCUGCUGAAUUCGAAACUACUACUAAAAACAAGGAAGGGGUAGCUGCGACGACUACGGAAAAAGUAGACGAAACUACAACCGUUACCAGGACUCAAACUACGACAGAGACUCUUCCUAUAUCUGAAACAGUGACUGAGCCUAUCACCACAGAAACGUCAACGACAGCCACAGAACCAAGCACCACGGAAGCUCAAGCAGAACCGUUGCCAUCUGCCAUGGAACGAAUCGGUUAUGUUGAAUUCGAAGAAGAAUAUGAAUUUGAGCCAAAAAGAAGAACGGAUCAAUCUGUUUUGCAAAAUAGUGUUGAAGAAAAAACUAGAUACAAGGAUGAUAUAGAUACGAAAAAGCCCAAUGCGAAUACUUUUGAUAGCGCACAGAAGUACGAUGAAGAUCUUCUGGCUGAGGCAUCAGUUGAAGAAGAAAAGCAGGAAGAAAACACGACAACUGAAGCUGAAGAAAAAGAAGAGGUGCCGAGAAGAGGAAUAAAUGCUUGCCCAGUGAAGAAUGAAGUAAUAGCUCCUUACUGGGCGAAUAAUACCAGAGGCGAAACAUUGGCUCUUUUGAACGUCCACCCCUUUGAACAAUAUGUUCAUUUCGAAAAAUGCGCAUUCGAAAAUCAUCAAAUGUUAUGCAGAGACGGGUGUCGGUGUGAGCAGCAAUACAGAUUGCACAGACUUUUGGCAUUUGAUCCCAAGAAUGAGUGCCGUGGAAUUUUCUCCGACUGGUUUCGGUUUCCAUCUUGUUGCGUGUGCAUCUGCUACGACCUGACUCCUGAUAUUCCACGAACAAGAAGACGAAAAGGCAGGAUGUAAAAAAAAAACGGAAAACAGGAAAGUUAAUUUCGUUCCGUUAACAGAUCUCAAUUACGCAGUGAGAAGCAUCAGAGCAAGUGGAAAUAAAUUAUUCGAACCUAUGUUGAUUAGAGAAAUCAAUAAUGAAGACAAUUAUUGCUUUCAGGUGAAGAUUCUUCUUUCAUUAGAAAGUUCUUUUUGUACUGUAUUCAACAGAUUUUACACGGUGUUUAUAAAAACCUCUAGAAGAUUUCGAAAGAUUAUUUAUUUCAUAUGGAAUGAUGGACACACUCUUCUUUUAAUAAACAUCAAAAGCCUAUUUUAUCACAUAGGGUGGCAUUAAAGAUUGUCCCAUUUCUAAUUGUAUUACAAAAAAUCGGAAUAUAAUCAACAAUCUGAAUAUUAUAAUAGUUAACCACAUCAUAUUAAAAGUAAACUAACCUAGUUUUUUUUUAGAAAUAAUGAACAUGUGUCCCAUUGGUUAUACGGCACACUUACAGCAACGCAAGAUACAAAUCUGGCAAUAAUGGACGCAAUAAGGCCUCUUCAAUCCAGAGUCUCAACUCUGGCAAAUACUUCGGAAGCAGCGGCACAUAAUCACGAUAUUUCAUAAAUCCUCAGAGGGUGUUUUUACUAAUUUAGGGAUCACAAUUAAACCUUAAAUGAUAUGCACGUUGAAUUGAAAAUACACUUUAUAACAGAUGCAGAUUCAUUCAGAGAAUUGCAGAAGACUACGAUCAGGAGUCGCCAUUUUGAAUACGUGGCGCUGCAAGCAAAAACAAACAUCACAAUUGUACUCGUACAUACUGGUAAUCUAAAUCUGUUUCAGUUAAUGUUUAAUUGUAAGGUUGAACCAACACUCUACAACGAUAACAGUCGAUACGAUUAAUGUUUCCAACAUUCUUUUAUGGACACAGUAUUAACAAAAAUACCUUCUUUUUUUUUCAAUUAGUGAUUCUUCGAUUUUUUAUUAAUUAAAUACCGAAUAAAGCUGAAGUAAAUGUUACCAAUUUCUAUUUUUUCUUAAAAUUUCCGUGUUUUGAAACUCGGAAAAUAACACUUUCAAAACAACAUUACCAAAAUAAUAUUUGUUUGAAUUAGAGAGCUCUAUUGAUUAGCGAUCAGAUCAAAUAACCAAUUGCAAGUGUAAUAUGUGCAAUAAUGAGUAAAAUAUGUUUAGUCAAUAUUUGACUAAUUUUCAAAAAGAAAGUUGUGGACAAGUUUGAGACGUAAUGUAACAUUGUUGCCAAACUGUAUGUUAAAUUAUAUGCUUGGUAUUAUAUGCCUUCUAAAUUGUUAAUUCACGGAUCUGAUGAGACUAAAAUCUUUUGGUUCGAAAAACUCGAUUGGCGAGCAAGAUUGGUGAUAAAGAACAUCUUGAAACACGUCCAAAAAAUGUAAGACACUACGAGAAUAUUGCUCUAGAAAACAUUUGAAAAUGCACAAUAAUGAAUAUUUAUUCAAAUGAUUUUUGCACAGUAGGGGUCCGAUUAUCUCUAUUAAUCAUAAAAAUAUUACUAAUAAAAAAGAAUUGAAAGAACUCGGUUCCACUGUAAAAAAAACUCAGUUAUAGAGAGUAAUUGAAACCAUUGAAAUAAAUAUAUUUUUUUGUGUAUAUUUUGUAUAAUAGAGGUAGGUAGGUACUUUAUUUACGUCGCACUAGAGCUGCACAAUGGGCUAUUGGCGACGGUCUGGGAAACAUCCCUGAAGAUGAUCCAAAGACAGCCCUGACUGUUAUGUAACUGUGUGGUAGCAAGAUUGGCCCCCAAAACAUGUAUUUAAAUUUUGUAUGCGUUAUUUUCUGCUCGAUUAAAAAAUCUUGUAUGUUAUAUAAAACCAACAAAAAAUAUUCAUAAUUGAAAAUAAUUUUAACGGAGUUUCACGACAUACAAAUGAAUAUAUUUUAAAAUUUCUUAACACUUAGUAUUAUUACGUAUAAGAUACCCGCGGACACUUAAAAUUUUAGAAAGCGGUAACGAAAAUAAAACAAAUAUUGAUAUUUUCAUUUCUAGUAACCACCACUACAGAUUGUUUUCCAAUAAAAGCAUAAAUGCAUGAAAAUUCCAGCUUCUAAAACCACUUAACGAUAAAGCCAUUUAAUAAAAUAAGAAAUAUCUUCUAGCAUUAACCUAAAUUUACUUUCACUUCUAAAACUUUUCAAAGACCGCAGGAACCCUAAACAUAUGAAAUGCUAUGAAUACUUAUAAGGCUCGAAAUACGUAUAUGAUGUCAGAAAUCAAAAAUGAAAUUACUUUCUUAUAGAUUCGAUAUAUUAUUAAACAAUUGCCAGCCAUUGACUAUUAGGUCAUUUGGCUUCUAGCUCUCCAGUACUUCUUAAAAAUACAGUCGAAGUCUUUUAGUGUAGAGCACGUGUCCAAAUAAGCAGCAGUCGAUAUAGAACUAUCUUACUAAUAUUUUUUUUUUAAAAAAAGCCUUUCAAAAAUAUAAACAAUAGAGAAAACGAUUAAAUAUUAAUUCAAACUAUCAAAAUUCACCAUAACAAUGCUUUUGAGGAAGAAAAAUGUUAUAACAGGUGGGGGAAAAAAAUUUAUUGACUUACAGUCACGAGAAAAACUACCGCAGAAAGCGCUAUAUAAAAAUCAGAAUAAAACUGGUGGUAAGAUCAAUCCAUUUGAAGCAUAGUAGUAAGAAAAAAAUCAUUUACUACCGUGACUUACUGGAUGUGUGUUAUAACUGUAGUAAGUCAAGGUAGUCUGGGAUAUUUUACUCCUUUGAAAACAUGCUUAAAAAGAAAUAGUCUUGCAAUCAGUUUUUACUCUUUUCCUGCGAGAGUUUAUCUCGUGACGGCCAGUCAAUAUUGCCUUCGUUUUGAAGUCUAAUGUAAUCAAAGCUGAAUACUGAUAUCUCUUGGAAUUGAUGCUGGUAUCAUCAACAAAAUGUAGAUUUUGAUACAAUUGUAAAUAGAUAUGAUUGUUGUUUUGAAAUUGUUUUCUAAAUCAUGAAGAAAAAAAAUUAUUUUGUUGUUUUCUAUUCACACAUUUAUUAUUUAAGAUGUAAGAGUGAAGCAGCGAUGUUUGCACUAAUGCUUUGAUGACUGUUUAAUGCUAAAAAAUGCAAUACAUAUAUAGUGAGUGCCUGUUAUAAAUAAUGCUUGGAAAUAAAGAUUCUUGAUAAUUA
Parasteatoda tepidariorum (common house spider) is the source of this 5313-nucleotide messenger RNA. RefSeq lists its product as uncharacterized. The record is from RefSeq and is a predicted model, not a curated record. Lineage: Eukaryota; Metazoa; Arthropoda; Arachnida; Araneae; Theridiidae. Gene Ontology annotation, biological process: innate immune response; central nervous system formation. Gene Ontology annotation, molecular function: growth factor activity; Toll binding. Gene Ontology annotation, cellular component: extracellular region.